Molecule: messenger RNA, 1049 nt
Organism: Styela clava
Lineage: Eukaryota; Metazoa; Chordata; Ascidiacea; Stolidobranchia; Styelidae
Source: RefSeq, a predicted model, not a curated record
UUGACUACAAUAGCUACUAGUUGACUUUAGUAUACAAUUUAUGACAUAAGAAAAUGAAUAUCGACGAAGCAUUCCAUCAAUUGGGGAAGUGGGGACGUUAUCAAUCAGUGAUUUUUAUCAUUGUGUUUGCCGCUUCCUUACCAAAUGCUUUUACGACGAUGCAGUUCGCCAUCAACCAUUUCCAACCAAGCCAUCGAUGUAGACUAUCUGAUGAAAUUGAAAACAUAUUGAAAAACAACUCAAACAGUGUUGAAAAUCUGCUCGACUAUUUUAUACCCAUGGAAACCAAUAAUUACGGAAAAUUAAGUAAAAGUAAAUGCCACAUGUAUCACAGAAAUUAUUCUACAGCACUCUCUCUUAUAAACCUCAAUGAAUCUGUCGACAUCAUACCAUGUACGAAUGGAUACAUAUUUGAUAUGUUGCCGAAUCAUGAUACUGCAGUUACUGAGUUUGAAAUGAUUUGCAACAAUGACUGGAAAUCACCACUAGCAAUUACAGUUUUUCAAUCGGGAAUGGCAAGUGGAUCAAUAGCUGGCAUACUUGCUGACAGGUAUGGUAGACGGCCAGUGUACUUGUUUGCCACUUUGGCUCAGAUAAUAUCCAUGGCUAUUACGGCUGCUUCUUGGGAUUUCUAUUCAUAUUUGGUUGCUGUAUAUUUUGGUGGGAUGACGGGACUUAUCAAUUACGUCGUUGCUUUUGUACUAGUGACCGAAGUUAUUUCGAUUAAGUCAAGAAAUUUCAUGGCUGUUGGUUCAAUGUAUUCAUAUUCCGUUGGAUAUGCUACCUUUGAUUGGAUAUUAUGCGCAAAACUGGCGUGCUUACAUAUGGGUAUCCAUGGUACUCAGUGUCUUUCUAUAUCUACCGGGCUACUGGUUUUUCCCGAAUCACCACGUUGGCUAUCAACAGUUGGUAGAACAAAUGCUGCAAUCGCAGGACUGAACAAAAUGGCAAAGAUGAACCGAAAGAAGGUUGAUUUCGAAAGAUUGAGAAAAGUUCGUGACAGGUCUCGUUUACUAUGCAAUAGCGUUCCACUCAAAAAGCUUCAGUGA